Molecule: messenger RNA, 1879 nt
Organism: Myxocyprinus asiaticus (Chinese sucker)
Lineage: Eukaryota; Metazoa; Chordata; Actinopteri; Cypriniformes; Catostomidae
Exons: 3
Coding region: 70-936 (288 amino acids)
Source: RefSeq, a predicted model, not a curated record
UCCACAGAAACAGCUCAGAUCCCGAAUGGGUGUGCGUAAGAUGUGUACUUUUCCAAAACUAGUGUAAGUAUGUCAAAGUUGUCGGUGAAAGAGGAAAGUGGCUGUAGAAGACUGUUAACAAUGUUGCCCAAGGACGACUUGCUGGCCCUUAAAGAUACAGUAACGAAUCGUCUGAUAGCUGUAGAGAGUACAGAAGAGGCAGUCCAAGCCAUCAUAGCUUACUCUCAGGAUGCAGAGGAGCUGCUCAAGAGGAAGAAGGUGCACCGUGAUGUCAUUUUUAAGUAUCUUGCCAAUGAAGGAGUUGCUAUGCCUCCAAACGCUGAGAAAUAUAAUCUGGUCAGGAGGACCCUUGAGUUGUGGUCAUCUGAGGAGAUGCCAAAGCCAAAAAGUGAGAAGAAUGCAGCUUUUUCUCCAGACAAGACUGCAGAUGGUCUGUCAGACCUUGCAGCUUUGGGAAAACAGUUUUGCCAGUGGUUCUUCUGCCUUUUCAACUCUCAGAACCCCACACAAGGGCAGCCGGUGCAGGACUGGGGUCCUCAGCAUUUCUGGCAGGACGUGAGACUUCGGCUUCUGUUAUUUGCUGGAGAACAGCGUGUUGAAGAGUUCAAUGGGGCAGAGUUGGUCAGCAGGCGGCUUCAUGCUCUUGUAGGAGAAGAACGUCUGUUGUUCUGCCCGAACUUGGAGGGUCUUGGGUUAAAGUGUGUAUCUUCACCCCAUGGAUUUGUGUUAGUGGCUGUGGCUGGGACCAUCCACCGUGACAGUGUCUGCCUCGGGAUUUUUGAGCAAGUGUUUGGGCUCAUUCGCUCACCACUGGACAGUAACCGUUGGAAGAUAAAGUUUGUGAAUGUUAAAGUAGAAGCACAAAGUGUCAUCACUGACAGACAGUUACCAGUAAUUACAUAUGACUCCAACGAGUUGCUUAGCCUUUGCAAUUGAGCAUCAACAUGGUUUGUGUGGUCAUGUUUUGAUGUAGUAGUUUCAAUACAAGUUAAGCUCCAUCAACAGCAUUUGUGGCAUAAUGUUGGUAACCACAAAGAAUAAUUUUGACUCAACCCUUGUUUUUAUUUUAAAAAAGAGUGCAAAAAAAAGAAGAUAAAAAAUACAGUGAUUACAGGGUUUUGUUGUCAAUACAACAAAGUGAAAACACUGGAUAUAUAACUUUUCACAGAUAUAGUAAGCGAUUUUAUCACACUAAAAUCAUGCCAACAUGCCUUGUUUACAUCUUGUGUCUAUAUUUCUGAAACCGUGUGUAUUUUAAUGUUAAUGGACUGACCCCAUUCACUUCCAUUGUUACUGCCUCACUGUAGAUUGUUGCUUUUUUUGCUGUAAUUGUUUUUGCAAAAAUCAACAUUGUGCCACAAAUGCUGUUAAUUGAGUUUAACUUGUAUUGAAUGUGGAACAUUCCUUUAACCAUGGACGAUGUACUUUUCCAUGUAAAUAACAUUGUCGGUGGACUUUUUUAAGAUUAAGCUAAGUAUGAAUAGUAUGGCACCUGUUUCAACUAAAGGGGAAAAAAAAGUAUCACAGCUUGCAUUGUAUAUUUGUUGCCCUGAAGGAAAGACCAGUCAGUUUCCCCCUUACAAACCUAAACUCAAUUAAUAUUUAGAUUUAUGUCAUUAUAUGAUUUGAUUUGUCAUUAUGACAUUUUUUAUAAAGAGCUAAAUUGAUGCAAAAAAAUAAAAUAAAUAGUUUGAUGGAGAGCUAGAAAGCUAAAAAUUAAUUGAAUAAUUAAUACAAUGAAUCCUGUAAAUUUAAUUGGCAUCUGAUUAUUUUAGGUUCUUUUAGAUUUCUAGUUUUUCCUCAAUUACUUCAACCUAAUAAAAUUUUUUUAUUAGUUCUUAUCAGAAAUGUAAAAAAUAAAUAAAUAAAUAAAUGAAAA